Fibroporia radiculosa is the source of this 4908-nucleotide messenger RNA. RefSeq lists its product as uncharacterized. The record is from RefSeq and is a predicted model, not a curated record. The coding region runs from base 1 to 4908 and encodes 1635 amino acids. NCBI's taxonomy places the organism in Eukaryota, Fungi, Basidiomycota, Agaricomycetes, Polyporales, Fibroporiaceae. Gene Ontology annotation, molecular function: protein binding. The transcript has 9 exons.
AUGGACAAGUUUAGGCCCCCAUGGAUGCGGUCUAAGUGGCCCAAGGAGAAGAAAGCCCGAUCAGAUGCUCAUCUAACACAAAUUGGAGGGAGCGGGUAUGUGUCUGCCGCGGAGAACGAGUCGGAGCAUAUCGCUCCCUCAAAUUCUCGAGGAUCCCUGUCUUUGGAUGGAUUUCUCAAGCGCCUUGGUCGAAGCAGAGAACCUUCCCCCCAUCCAGGUCCAGAGGAGUCUGCUCAGAUCCCAUUACCCCACGCUGCCUCUGCCACCGAAGCAAACCUUCAACGUGACGCUGACUCACUUGACCGCAUCGCCAUCAAAGGGGCAAUUACACAAGCUGCUGCCGACGUCGAGGGCAUCAAGCAAUCUAAUAUCGCUGCGACAGUUGUAACGGCAAUUGAUAAUGCUGGAUUGAUGCUGGAUACCAUUGAUCCUCUCGUUGCACCACUCGCAGCGCUUAGGGCGUUUAAUUUGGUGGUGAAUGCCAUCGCAAAGGUUCAUCCAUACGCGCAGAUAGCGCUCGUCAUAUUCAAAGGCGCAUCCAAGAUGAUUCUUAAUCAGAUCAAUCUGGACACAGCUGUUCGUUCACUACUUUCUAAAGUGUCAGAAGUUUAUGGGUUUGUCACAGAAACACAAUAUUGGAGUCCCAUGCCCGCCACGCAAGCGUUGGUGUUAGAAAGGCUGUCACGUCAAGUGAUGGAUUGUGUCAACUUCAUCGUUCGUUACGUGGAGACGAAAAAUUUCUGGAUGAGGACGAGUAGAAAUGUACUGGGAGAUACAAAUACAGCGAUUGAAGGCUAUAGUCGGGCUAUUGACAAUCUCAUGCAGCAGUUUCGAGACAAUGUCAUCCGUGAUGUUGCCAUCUUCACAUGUAGAGCCGCUGAGGAUUUGGAUCUCAGUGGUCUGGAGUAUGCAGGGGGUGUCGGGCGAAAUACAUUGAAGCAGUGCCUUCCUGACACUCGGAAAGCGAUCCUCUCCGAGAUCCAAGACUGGGUUAUCGAUACUGCGUCAAAUGCACAGCAAAUUUUCUGGCUAUCCGGCAUGGCUGGGACAGGUAAAUCAACGGUCGCACACACCAUAGCUGGCUGGUCCGAUGAACAUGGAAGUCUCGGGUCGUGUUUUUGCUUUGAUCAAACCCGGAAGGGAGAACGGCUUUCUCAAAAACUGUUUACGACUAUCGCGCGCGACUUGGCGGACCACAAUCCGCUUGUACGCAGGGCGCUGGCGAGUGUUAUCCAAGACAACAACGAGCUCAAGCACACCGUCGACAUCAGAAGGCAAUGGAUCCAGCUUCUCCUUGGCCCAAUCAACGUGGCGUCAGAAGCUAUUGAAGCUCCCAUCCUAGUCAUUAUCGAUGCAUUGGACGAAAGUGGCGAGAGCGAUACCCGUGAACAAAUCCUUCAUCUGCUGACAGGGAGACAGGAUGUCUCUUCCCAGCCUUUGGUUUGCAUGCCCCCGAAUAUACGUAUUCUGGUCACAUCCCGCCCUCUCGAAGACAUUCAUGGUGCUCUGCAUGGCCUGUCGCACAUUCGGCACGUUAGUUUGGACGAACCGCCUUGGUCGGAUACCGUUGACUAUGAUAUUGAAUGCUAUUUCUCGAGCAGGCUGAAAGAGCUGCAGUUCGAUGGAGAUGACUGCAGAGCACUUGCGAAGCGAGCUAAUGGCCUCUUCGAAUGGUCUCGUUUAGCAUGCGAAUAUAUCAAAGGCAGGAACACAGUGCGCCAGAAACCCAAGGCCCGUUUCAAGAGUGUGGUUUCCGAUGAGCCAACGAAGAGGACAACACUAUUGGAUUCUAUGUACAAGCGCAUCUUGGCAGACGUUAUACUAGAGGAUGAACGAAAGGACGCCAUUCCGAUGUUUUGCACUGUGAUGGGCUUGAUUGUUACCAUGCUGGAACCGCUUUCGAGGACUGUCCUGAACACGAUUCAGCGUUAUUCACCAUGCAUUGAUGGCAUUGACCAAGAGCAGCAGGACAUCGACGUUGAAUUCAUCCUCACUCCUUUGGGCGCACUACUCACUGGCGUCACAGAUACUCAAAUACCUAUACGGCCUCUUCACGCAUCCUUUUAUGAUUUCUUGACGGACAGGGAUCGAAGUGGUGACUUCUUUGUCGGGGAAUCAGCUGUACAUCACUACAGGCUGGCUACUGCAUGUCUGCGUCUCAUGAAAGUCCAACUCCGCUUCAACAUCUGCCAUCUAGAGAGCUCCUACCUCCCCAACUCGUCUGUCAUUGACCUGCAGAAACGCAUAAAAGAGUCUAUUAUGCCUGAGUUACAAUAUUCAUCUCGAUUCUGGAUUACUCAUGUUACGGCCGCAUCCUUCCACUCAUCGCUGGCAGACGAAGUGCAUUACUUGCUCGAUGGUGAGCGGAUGCUCUACUGGCUUGAAGUUCUCUGUCUUUUAAAGAGCCUCAGUGGUCCUGCUUCGAUGCUGUCUACAUUAUGGUCUUGGUCUCAGAAGGAUCACAAUUACACACAACUCAAGGCAGCCGUUGCCGACACCGAACGAUUCAUUCGCAUGUUUGCUGCGCCAAUGUUGUAUAGCACACCGCAUCUUUAUCUGUCUGCUCUCCCUUUUGCUCCAGCUCUAUCUCGUAUUUCAGCACGCUGUGCUAAAUUUACUAGAGGUAUCACAGUGGCUACUGGGGGGAUGAAUGAAUGGUCAUCUUUCCAGAGUACCCUUCAAGGACACACAUCCAAUGUUACGUCUGUUACAUUCUCAUGCGAUGGCCGACAUAUUAUAUCUGGAUCGGAUGACCAAACAAUCUGUGUGUGGGAUAUGGAGACCGGACAGCAAUUGUGCUCCCCUCUCGAAGGGCAUGCAGGUCCUGUCAUAUCUGUCGCAAUCUCACAAGACGGCCGACACAUCGCAUCCGGAUCGCAUGACAAGACGGUCCGUGUGUGGGAUAUGAAGACCGGACAACAAUUGGGAUCCCCUCUCGAGGGGCACACAGGACCUGUCAGCUCUGUCGCAAUCUCGCACGAUGGCCGACAAAUCGUAUCCGGAUCGCGUGACAAUACGAUCCGUGUAUGGGAUAUGGUGACCAGGCAGGAAUUGGGCUCCCCUCUCGAGGGGCAUACAGGACCUGUCAUGUCUGUCGCAAUCUCGUAUGAUGGCCGACGCAUCAUAUCCGGAUCGCUUGACAAGACGAUCCGCGUGUGGGAUAUGGAGGCUGGACAGCAACUGGGUUCCCCUCUCCAAGAACAUACAGGUGGAGUCUGGUCCGUUGCGAUCUCAUACGAUGGCCGACGUAUUGUCUCCGGGUCGCACGACAAGACGAUUCGUGUCUGGGAUAUGGAUACAGGGAAGCAACUGAGCUCCCCUCUGGAGGGGCAUACAGAACCUGUUGGAUCUGUCGCAAUCUCGCACGAUGGCCGAUACAUUGUAUCCGGGUCGGAUGACAACACAAUCCGCGUGUGGGAUAUGCAGACUGGGCAGCAAUUGGGUUCCCCGCUCGAAGGGCAUGCAGGGUCUGUCUGGUCUGUCGCAAUCUCGCACGAUGGCCGACACAUCGUAUCCGGAUCGUAUGACAACACGGUCCGUGUGUGGGACAUGAAGACUGGACAGCAAUCGGACUCUCCUCUUGAGGGGCGUACAGGAUCUGUCAUGUCUGUGGCAAUCUCAUACGAUGGUCGGUGCAUCGUAUCAGGGACGGAUGACAAGACGAUUCGUGUAUGGGAUAUGGAGACUGGACAGCAACUGGGCUACUCUCUUAAGGGGCAUACAGGACCUGUCGGGUCUGUCGCAAUCUCGCACGAUGGCCGACGCAUCGUAUCCGGCUCGCGUGACAACACGGUCCGUGUGUGGGAUAUGGAGGUUGGACAAUUGGGCUCCCCUCUAAAAGGACAUACAGGACCUGUCAGCUUCGUGGCAGUUUCGUAUGAUGACCGACACAUCGUAUCCGGAUCCUAUGACAAGACGAUCUGUGUGUGGGAUAUGGAGACUGUACAGCAAUUGGGCUCCCCUCUUAAGGGGCAUACAUCCACUGUUAGGUCUGUCGCAAUCUCGCACGACGGCCGACACAUCGUAUCCGGAUCGGAUGACAAAACAAUCCGCGUGUGGAGUGUGGAGACUAGACAGCAAUUGGGUUGUCCUCUAGAGGGGCAUUCAGGGCUCAUUUUGUCUGUUGCGAUCUCACACGAUGGUCAACGCAUCGUAUCCGGAUCGAGUGAUGGGACGAUCCGUAUGUGGGAUAUAGAGACUAGGCAGCAAGUAGGCUCCACUCUCGAGGGGCAUACAGGAAUCAUCUCGUCUGUUGCAAUCUCGCACGAUGACCGAUGCAUCGUAUCCGGAUCGUAUGACAAGACAAUCCGUGUGUGGGAUAUGAAGACCGAGCAGCAAUUGGGCUCUCCUCUCGAGGGUCAUACAGGGCCUGUCUUGUCAGUUGCAAUCUCGCACGAUGGCCGACGUAUCGUAUCCGGAUCCUAUGACAACGUGAUCCGUGUAUGGGACGCGGAGCCUGAGCUACAACUAAUAGGACCAUUUCUGGAGGAGCAUACGGGAGUUGUUAACUCUAUCGCGCAUGAUGCCCAAUGCGCCAUGUCUGAUUCUGUUGGCGAGACGAUUCAGGCUCAGGGUAAGAGGAGCACUACACUUGUGCAGAAUUCCACGGCUGUCUCGCCGGUAGUGUUCCCCGGCCAUCGCGGAAUAUGUUUCUCGUUGAAUCUUGCCCACAGUCUUGGUUCUCCUGCCUCAUUUCUGCAGGGCUCUCCACCACCUUCGUUAUUCCCUAAUGAUGCUGGUUGGUUGAUUGGCCCCGAAGGCCGACUCUUAUUCUGGGUCCCACCUCACCUUCAGCGUACCAUGCACACACCAGUCACCACCAUGGUUAUACCUUCAAGUGGCUUGCAACUUGAUUUAAGUAAUUUUGCUCAUGGAGAGUUGUGGCAGGAUUGUCGUAGCCGAGACUGA